Molecule: messenger RNA, 1164 nt
Organism: Miniopterus natalensis
Lineage: Eukaryota; Metazoa; Chordata; Mammalia; Chiroptera; Miniopteridae
Gene: SCAMP5
Product: secretory carrier membrane protein 5
Biological process (GO): protein transport
Cellular component (GO): recycling endosome membrane; trans-Golgi network membrane
Source: RefSeq, a predicted model, not a curated record
UCGCCUGGUGUGCAGCGCAGCUCAGGACAGCGCCGUGGCCUUUCUGCAGCUGAGCGACAGCAGCGGAACCACUUGAAAGUAAGUUGCAGACAAGACACUGUACCUGUAAAUACUUCAGCAUGUAUCUCCUAAGAACAAAGAUAUUCUCCUAGUUCAGGACAAAGAGACUGGGCUAGCUGGUGCCAUCAUGGCAGAAAGAGUGAACAACUUCCCACCACUGCCCAAAUUCAUCCCUCUGAAGCCAUGUUUCUACCAAGACUUUGAAGCAGACAUCCCUCCCCAGCACCUCAACAUGACCAAGCGCCUCUACUACCUCUGGAUGUUGAACAGCGUCACGCUGGCCGUGAACCUGGUGGGCUGUCUCGCGUGGCUGAUCGGAGGCGGGGGAGCCACCAACUUUGGCCUCGCCUUUCUCUGGCUCAUCCUCUUCACACCCUGCUCCUACGUCUGCUGGUUUCGGCCCAUUUACAAGGCCUUCAAGACUGACAGCUCCUUCAGCUUCAUGGCAUUCUUCUUCACCUUCAUGGCUCAGCUGGUCAUCAGCAUCAUCCAGGCUGUGGGCAUCCCAGGCUGGGGCAUCUGCGGCUGGAUCGCCACCAUCUCUUUCUUUGGAACAAACGUUGGCUCAGCGGUGGUGAUGCUCAUUCCCACCAUCAUGUUUACAGUCGUGGCUGUUUUUUCCUUCAUCGCCCUCAGCAUGGUUCAUAAAUUCUACCGGGGCAGUGGGGGGAGUUUCAGCAAAGCACAGGAGGAGUGGACCACGGGGGCAUGGAAGAACCCACACGUGCAGCAAGCAGCCCAGAAUGCAGCCAUGGGGGCGGCCCAGGGUGCCAUGAAUCAGCCGCAGACUCAAUAUUCCGCCACCCCCAACUACACAUAUUCCAAUGAGAUGUGAGCCAGCCGAGCCUACUGGGAGGCAGGGCUGGGGGCUGGUGGGAUAGGGGCUCAAACUACAUCAUCUGUUGUGGUGACCAAGCAGGGUUCUCCCUUCCCUUUCCUCUUCCCCCUUUCCUUCUCUCUUCUUUGUACAAAAAAAUCAGAAUAUAUAUAUAAUCAGAAUUUUAUAUAUAUAUAUAAUUUCUCUUGCCCCUUUGAAUUUUUCUCUGAGCAUUCUGAGAGCUAUGGGCUGUACAUGGAGCUGUCCCAUGUGGUGGUAGUUGUAUC